Messenger RNA from Scophthalmus maximus (turbot), 1682 nucleotides. Its product is annotated as nuclear factor 7, brain-like. The record is from RefSeq and is a predicted model, not a curated record. NCBI's taxonomy places the organism in Eukaryota, Metazoa, Chordata, Actinopteri, Pleuronectiformes, Scophthalmidae. Gene Ontology annotation, molecular function: zinc ion binding.
AACAUUCAGCUACAUUUAUAUAUUUUGCCACAUAUGCAAGUUUUGUUUAAAUAAGUGCAGUUUAUAUCUUGUUUAGAACUUUAUGUUGGUUUAAUAUUAAUGUUUGUUAAAGGCAGCAAUAUUUAGGUUUCUGUGUUAAUAGGUAAGCAUGUUACUGUCGCUUUAAGAGACAUAGGUUGUACCACUCAGGCUCAAGGACCGACCGAGCCACAAAGGUUUUCUUAGUUUGAUAGAAGCCUCGACUCACAGUGAAAGUAAACUUCAGUGGAGCCGUGACUGACUGAACCGUCUGUCUGCUGUUCACAGCUUCACUCAGAGACUAAAUGGCUUCCAGAUCAGAGGAGGAUCUCUGCUGUCCAGUCUAAGAUGUCUUCAGAGAUCCUGUUCUUCUGUCAUGUGGCCACAGCUUCUGUAAAGACUGUGUGAAGAGAUGGUGGAGAGAGAGACCACAACAAGAGUGUCCAGUUUGUGAGAGAAGGUCUUCAAGAGAAGAACCACCUUGUAACCUGGUGUUGAAGAACCUGUGUGAGGACUUCUUACAGGAGAGAGGUCAGAGGUCUUCACAGGCUCUCUGCAGUCUGCACUCUGAGAAACUCUCCCUCUUCUGUCUGGACCAUCAGCAGCUGGUGUGUCUCGUCUGCAGAGAUUCAGAAAAACACACCGACCACAGGUUCAGACCCAUCGAUGAAGCUGCUCGACAACACAAGAAGGAGCUUCAGGAAACUCUGGAGCCCUUAAAUGAGAAGUUAAAGGUUUCUGAACUUGUUAAAGAGAAGUUUGACCAAACAGCAGAACACAUUAAGGUCCAGGCCCGACGCACAGAGAAGCAGAUUCAGGAGCAGUUUAAGAAGCUUCACCAGUUUCUACAAGAGGAAGAGGAGGCCAGGAUGACUGCACUGAGGGAGGAAGAGGAGCAGAAUAGUCAGGUGAUGAAGGAGAAGAUGGAGGCUCUGAGCAGAGAGACAGCAUCUCUUUCAGACACAGUCAGAGUCACAGAGGACGAGCUGAGAGCCGAAGACGUCUCGUUCCUGCUCAACUUCAAGGCUGCAGUGGAGAGAGUCCAGCAGCGCCCCCUGCUGGAGGAUCCACAGAUGCCCUCAGGAGCUCUGAUAGACGAGGCCAAACACCUGGGCAACCUGACCUUCAACAUCUGGAACAAGAUGAAGGACAUGGUCUCCUACAGUCCUGUGGUUCUGGACCCAAACACUGCUCAUCCAGGACUCAUCCUGUCUGAAGACCUGACCAGUGUGAGUCUGGGAGACGAACAGAAGCAUCCUGACAAUCCAGAGAGGUUUGAUCGUUACUGGUCGGUCCUGGGCUCUGAGGGUUUCAACUCAGGGACUCACAGCUGGGACGUCCAGGUCGGAGACAACACAUUCUGGAUACUGGGUGUGUUAGCAGAGUCUGUCCAGAGGAAGGGAGACAUUCAGAGACAGUCUGGAUUAUGGAGAAUAUGGUUCUAUAAAGGUAAAUACUUUGCACGGUCACCAUCAGAUCCAGACUCUGUUCUCACAGCAAAAGGAGAUCCAGAGGAUCAGAGUGAAUCUGGACUGGAACAAAGGAAAACUGUUGUUCUCUGAUCCUGAUACUAACACACACAUACACACCUUCACACACACUUUCACUGAGAAGAUGUUUCCAUACAUUAACACUGGGGGUCACAUGAAGCUGUUACCACAGAA